AUGAGUCACAAUGUAGAAUUGUCGAAUUUUCAAAUAGAUGUACUAGAAGAGAUUGGCUACGUUGUCGCUAGUGCUAAUGUUUAUUUCAUUGAGUUUCUUAAAAUAAUUCACGUCGACCUCGUAUAUUCGAACGUUAGAAAUAGCAGUACGUACAAGUCGAGCACGCCAUCUGUCGAUCAACUUUUCAUUUGGUCAAUCAAUUCGAAAAAAAUACCUACAAGCAAGAUAUGA
This is a messenger RNA of Adineta ricciae, 231 nucleotides long. NCBI's taxonomy places the organism in Eukaryota, Metazoa, Rotifera, Eurotatoria, Adinetida, Adinetidae. The record is from the annotation of a GenBank genome assembly.